Tachysurus vachellii is the source of this 896-nucleotide messenger RNA. RefSeq names its product chromosome 10 C8orf74 homolog (gene c10h8orf74). The record is from RefSeq and is a predicted model, not a curated record. NCBI's taxonomy places the organism in Eukaryota, Metazoa, Chordata, Actinopteri, Siluriformes, Bagridae.
AUGGACGCGUUAAAGUCGUCGAUACAGGAAGCAGCGAGGCUCAAGAGGCAUGAAGCCAUAGUGCUCCUGAGCAGCUGUUUUCAGUAGAGAGAGUUUGAAGGCGACGACCAGAGGCAGUAUUUACACCAAGAAUUUGUGUAUGAGAAUGUGAUGUACUCAGUAAAGCGUGGGCUUCCAUGGGCUGCAGUGGUCCAAAUAGCAAAUCUGUGUAAAGAGCUCCUCCCUGAGCUUAGAGGUGAUUUGGAGAGAUCUAAAGCACUCUCUUUGAUCCAGACACGGAUGUCUCAGUGUCAUCCACGCACUGCCUCUCAUCACACCACCAUGUACGACUUCAUGGUGCAUACCUACAUCCAUCAUCAGUGCCUCUAUCAAGCUUUUUUAAAAGAAGAGGUGAAUCUUACGUGUAUGCACUCGCACCUUGAGAUUCAUAUUCCACCACAUCCCCUACCACUAUGUGAGGGAACAGAUUUGAGAGUCUGGGAGAAGCAGCAGGCUUUGAAAGAACUAACUGCAAUCGAUACAGCAAAGACUGAAGAAAUCCAUAGACUGAAAGAACAGGCUGAGACACAGAUAAUGGAAAAGCUACAAGUCAGUCUUGGUGAUCUUUCACUGGAUGACAGACUAGACAAACAGGCACUGGAAAGCAUGGUUCGCUGCUUUCUGCAGUCAGAAGCAGAAGUGGUAAAAGAGAUUUUAAUAAAGAAAAUCAGAGCUGUACAAGAGCUGCUGGAAAUACAACUGAGUCAAACAGCUCUACCCGGCGCAGGGCCCUCUUCAGAUGUAUCGGGUUUUUCACAAAAAGGCUCUACAUCUGGAUCCACAAAAACUUAAAAGAAAUGAUUAAACAAACCAGUAUACCAAUAUUUUAUACUUGGAAUCAUUAAUUUGUUCAUCUU